AUGAAGGCAAUUGCUAGGAGCCAUGUCUGGUGGUCAGGUAUUGAUGCCAGUAUUGAGGAGUGCGCAAAGGAAUGUAAAGGAUGUAUGGAUCAUCGCAAUGUAGCACCCAUCCAUCCCUGGGAGUUUCCUGAAAAACCCUGGCAAAGAAUUCAUGUGGACUUUGCAGACCCAUUCUUGGGAACUAUGUUCCUGAUUGUUGUAGAUGCCCAUACCAAGUGGUCUGAAGUGUUCAAGAUGAACAAGACUUCAACACAUACCAUUGAAGUACUCAGAACUCUAUUUGCUAGAAAUGGUUUACCUGAACAUUUAAUCAGUGAUAAUGGACCACAGUUCAUUGCAGGGGAGUUUCAGCGAUUCAUGAAAUCAAAUGGAAUACGUCAUUCAACGUCAUCCCCUUAUCACCCAAGGACAAAUGCCCUGGCUGAGCGAUUUGUGCAGACCUUCAAGAGCGCUAUGAAAUCUGCCAAAUAUGAUGAGGCCUGGCCAAGUUUGACACGUACCGUGGACCAAAGCCAGGAGAGGAUGCGAAGUAAGAUUACAACCAAACUUCGCAAUUUCAAUAUUGGCGACCAUGUCUUAGUGAGGGACUACAGGAAGGGAGAUCAGAAAUGGAUACCCGGCAUAAUACAUCGCAUCACAGGACCAAUUUCAUAUGAAGUUGAAGUAUCCCCAGGAAAUGUAUGGCGGCGUCAUGUUGACCAAAUUCUUAGUUCAGUACAGCAGCCAUUCGCGGAGGCACAGCUACAGCUACCGAACAUAGACACUCAUGUAGAUAUUGCGCCUGUCGAACAAAGAAUAGAAACCAGUCCAACUACACCAAGUGACGGAACCGCAACCAAAUACUUACUUAAAACACUUCCUACUGAACCAACAGUUGCUCAGGACCCCUUACCAGAUUCGGGAAGCAAGUCGAAUACGCCUGUACGCCGUUAUCCAGUAAGAAACCGGAAACCUGUUGUGAAACUGAAUUUGUGAUUUUGGGGCAUAAUAAUCUCCUAGUUUCAUUUAUGAAGGCAAAUCUUUUAUUUGUUUAAUAUUUGAAUGCCUUAUUUUGAUGUUUAAUCAUACUCAUAAUUUUGCAAAAUCUAGUCAUUUGA
This is a messenger RNA of Saccostrea cuccullata (small rock oyster), 1097 nucleotides long. RefSeq lists its product as uncharacterized. The record is from RefSeq and is a predicted model, not a curated record. Gene Ontology annotation, molecular function: nucleic acid binding. Gene Ontology annotation, biological process: DNA integration. The transcript is spliced from 2 exons. The coding region runs from base 1 to 975 and encodes 324 amino acids. Lineage: Eukaryota; Metazoa; Mollusca; Bivalvia; Ostreida; Ostreidae.